Messenger RNA from Dendrobium catenatum, 840 nucleotides. RefSeq names its product F-box protein At2g27310-like. The record is from RefSeq and is a predicted model, not a curated record. The transcript has a single exon. Gene Ontology annotation, molecular function: protein binding. The coding region runs from base 1 to 840 and encodes 279 amino acids. NCBI's taxonomy places the organism in Eukaryota, Viridiplantae, Streptophyta, Magnoliopsida, Asparagales, Orchidaceae.
AUGGUAGAAACAAAACUUAAUGAUGCCGGUGCCACCACCUCCAUCGAAGAAAUUCAUCCUGACAUCCUUAUUCAAAUCAUGCGCCACCUCGACGGCUCAUCACUCGCUUCGGUGAAUUCUGCCACCUCUUACCUCCGUUCUAUCUCCUCCGAUCCUGACCUCUGGCGCCGCCUUUGCCUCUCCACAUGGCCAUCCCUCCAUCACCCUCACAUCCUCCCUCUCAUCAACUCCUCCCCCCACCGCUUCUUCUCCGACGCCUUUCCCUACCCCACCUCGUUCACACCAGCCAACUACUCAGACAUCCCAGAUAAACUCAUCUCUGCCGUCGAUCUCUACCAGCACGACAUCCCAAUAUCUUCCUUCGUUGUUGAGAGUGACACCUCCUACCCCACCCCUUUAAAUGUUCCCUUCGGAAUCAAAGGACUAGAUAUUAUAACGGACAUGUUGCCAGAAGAGCUAACAUUGAGUUGGAUUGUGAUAGACCCAACAAAGGGACGGGCGGUGAACUUAUCGAGCCGAAAGGCAUUGGUGGUGAGGCGACAUUAUUGGGGCUGGGAAGCGGUGGCACGAUUCACAUUGGCGAGAGAUGGUUGGGUAGUGGGAGUGCUGGGAAAAUGGUUGGAUGAAGGAUUGGGAUUGGUUGAGUUGGGUCUGUAUAUUUGGGACGAGGGUGGUGUGCCUGUGUACAAGAUGGAGGGAUUGAGAGUCGUGAUGGCAGCAAUGGAGGCGGAGAGAAAGGCGAUGGGAGAGAAAGAGGCGAAGGAAGGAUAUUUUGAGUAUUGCAAUAUGAAGAUAAAUGAAGAAGAGCUAAGACAAAAGAGGGGGUGGCUGGGGAUCUGA